Stylophora pistillata is the source of this 709-nucleotide messenger RNA. RefSeq lists its product as uncharacterized. Lineage: Eukaryota; Metazoa; Cnidaria; Anthozoa; Scleractinia; Pocilloporidae. The record is from RefSeq and is a predicted model, not a curated record.
ACAAAAAUGAGAAUAGAAGUCAGAAGAACAUACCCAACAGUCGAGACCUUGGUCACUAGGGCCGUAAUCGUUCGCAAGAGAUCAGACCGCAGCUCUAAUCCAAGUGACGAAGGCUUAGUCGAGAGAAUGAUUACGACCUUCGGUGGAUGUGCACGCUUGAUUUUUUGUGCAAUGUUUGCAGCAGCUUGUUUAUAUUCAGCAAGUGAAGGAGCUGCAACGUGCUUUACCUGCGACUCGCGAAACGACAAAACGUGUGCACCAGAAUCACUGGAUAAAUCGAAGCAGACACGGUGUCGCAGUGGAGAGUUAACCUGUGCAGUGAUCAAAAUCGAGCCCUACUCACCCGAUGGUAACACAUCCAACCAUCAGUUCGUGCGAUUCUGCAAAAGCGAGUGUGAAAACGUUACUCUCACAUUAACUGUUAAAACAAAACACUGUACUCUUUGCUGUCAAACUGACCUCUGUAAUGACUUCUCUUUCGAUCCUUGUAACCCCCCGUCUAAGACAGCGCACCUAGGGCACGGAACUUUAGUCACAGCACUUCUGUGUGGUUUGGCAGUACUUGGAACAAUUUACUUCCGGUAAUGCCUGGCUUGGGUAUUAUUUUCCAACAAGAGAACAUACACUAGCAUCAUAGGACCAGAACACCGAAACCAGAUUAUAAGAUAAUGAAAUAAUUUGAAUAUAUCAACAAAGUUGAAAUGGUAAA